Molecule: messenger RNA, 3245 nt
Organism: Syzygium oleosum
Lineage: Eukaryota; Viridiplantae; Streptophyta; Magnoliopsida; Myrtales; Myrtaceae
Product: putative disease resistance protein RGA3
Exons: 1
Coding region: 228-3245 (1005 amino acids)
Biological process (GO): defense response to other organism
Molecular function (GO): ADP binding
Source: RefSeq, a predicted model, not a curated record
UUUUUUUUUUUUUAAAGACUAAGCGAGGUGCAAUAUCAAAUUUUGACUCAUAGAAAUUUAUAAUGAGUAACUGAGCAUGAAGUAACGUGGACACGCCGUUCGCCUUGCUAUAUAUUCGUGCAUGAAGUUGAUCACGAGGCACCACCAAACCAUUGUUUCCCAGCAAAAGCAUCUGGUCUACAACCUCCUCUCAAACACUCCUCAACCUGGGCCUCUGCCUUUUGGAAAUGGCGGAAGCAGUGCUCUUCAGCCUUGCCACUGCCAUAAUGAAAAGCAUCGCCGCUGAAAUUGCGAAACCUGGAGGCUCCUUCGCUUCUCGGAAGAUCCAGUUGCUCUGCUGUGCCAAGGACGAGCUCCAAAGCCUUGAUGGCACCAUCCAGACCAUCCGAGCUGUGCUUUUGGAUGCCGAGAAGCAGCAAUGGCACAACAACCAGGUCAAGCUCUGGCUCGGGAGGCUCAAGGAUGUGUUGUACGACGUACAGGACUUGCUUGACGAUGUCGCAACUGAAGAUCUGAGGCGGAAGGUCACUUCCGGCAACAAGAUGUCGAAAGCAUUACGAGUUUUCUUCUCUAAAUCGAAUCAGCUUGCACACCGCCUCAAAGUGGCUAAUCAGAUUCAGGAACUUAGAAAGACACUGGAUGUGAUUGAAAACGAUAGGAAGUUCCGUUUAGAGGAGCAUCAGAGGGAGGAAACAAUGGCCAUCGGAAGAGGAAAGAAAGCUGAAAUUUUCGCACCCGACAGAGCAAUAAUUGGUAGGGAAGAGGACAAAAAAAAGGUCAAACAACUUUUGUUUGAUUCCUCCUCUAGCCAGAGUGUGUCAUUUGUUGCCAUCGUUGGUAAAGGAGGUCUUGGAAAAACCGCACUUGCACGACUAGUGUACAACGAUGGUGAGGUAAGAGAACAUUUUGGGCUGAAGAUGUGGGUGUGUGUAUCUGAUGUCUUUAACGUGAAUGUGAUUAUCAAAGAAAUUCUUAAAUCAGCGAAAGACAACUGUCAAGAGCAUGAUGAUGAUGAGAUUAAAAAGUUAUUGCAAGAUCAUGAGAAUAAGCCUUUAGACCAAUUGCUUAGUCUUCUUCAUGAGAAUCUAGUUAGGAAGAAAUACUUGCUUGUUUUGGAUGACUUGUGGAAUGAAGAUCGGGAUAAAUGGUUGAAGCUUGGAGAUUGGCUAGAGGGUGGUUUAUGGGGAAGCAAGAUACUUGUAACCACUCGCAGCCACACAGUUGCAAAGGUCACGGAUAAGAAAUCAGUUAUCCAUGUUCUACGUGGCUUAUCGGAAGAUAAGUCAUGGAACUUAUUCAGGAAAAUGGCUUUUGGAGAUGGGUUAGAAUCAUUAGACCCGGAACUAGAGGAGAUAGGUCAAGAUAUAAUUAGAAAAUGUGCCGGGGUUCCCCUUGCCAUUAGAACUAUAGGAGGCCUUUUGUACAGCAAAGAGAAAGAUGAAUGGCUCUGUUACGAAGGGCGUGAACUUCCAGAAAUACCAGAAAUUGAUGAGGAUGAUGAUGGAAUUAUGCAAGUCCUCAAGUUCAGUUAUGAUCAUCUCCCGUCAUGCUUGAAACAUUGUUUUGCAUAUUGCUCAUUGUUUCCGAAAGACUAUGCCUACAAUAAAGAGACGAUGAUACAUCUUUGGGUGGCACAAGGCUUUAUUGAGUCACCCAAUGGGAAGCAUAACCUUGAAGAGGUCGCUGACAAUUACUUGUCAGAACUACUGUGCAGGUCAUUCCUCGAUGCUGCAAUCAAACGCAGUGAUGGCAAGGUCCUAACUUUCAAGAUGCAUGAUCUCAUGCACGAUCUUGCCCAAAAAGUUGCUGGAGGUGAAUGCAAGAUUGUUGAUUUUAAAGGGGGAGAUAAUGAUAGAGGAAUUCGACAUGCAUCGUUUGUUUCAGAGAUUUUCUCUCAAGAGAAAAUGGUGUCACUGCUCAAAACAUCCAAAUUGCGGACGUUUCUCUAUUUGGGAAGUGAAUCCUCUAUACUCAACUGUCACAAAGUUUUCUCCGAGUGUAGACAUUGUCGAGCAUUGGGUUUGGGCAAUACAGAUAUUCCUCUCCCUCCUUCCUCCUUCGAAAAGUUGAAGCAAUUAAGGUUUCUUGAUAUUUCUGCAAACCAGUCUAUCCAGAGUUUACCGGAUUCAAUCACGGAUUUGGUGAAUUUGCAUAUCCUUAAACUCUUUAGAUGUAGGAACCUUAAAACAUUGCCAAGAGAUUUGAGGAAAUUGAUCAAUCUUAGGUACCUCUCAAUUAAAUGGUGUAAGUCACUGAGCCACCUACCAUCCCUGAGUGAACUCCCUUACCUAAGGACAUUGAUUCUCGUGGGCUUAGAUGUGUUGGAGUUCCUUCAACAUACAAGUGACCUAGAGCAAUCUGAUACUACACGCCCCUUCUUCCCAUCUCUUGAGAAGCUGUCCCUCCAAUUCUGCAGCAAUCUGAAAGGAUGGUGGGGAAGAAGGCAAGUAAUGGGAGCAUAUCAAAAGCAUCGGUCAAACAAUUCACGGUCAUCCUUUCCAAAACUUUGGUCCGUGGAAAUAGUGGGCUGUCCCCACUUGCAUUUCGUGCCACCAUUCCCCCAGUUGGAAUACUUGUACAUAAAUAGCACGAAAAUGUUGGAACAACAAUUGAUGGCCAAUCCAAAUUGCCCAUUAGAAGGAGAAGUGGGAUCCACAUUCAUCCCUUUCUCAAAACUAAAGCGUUUAUAUCUUGGUGGCAGGGAUCUGGAGCCCUCGAAGCUCAAGGCUCUACUCCGAUUGGCCAGUAAUAUCGAGUCCAUGGGCCUCUUCAAUUGCAACUUAAGGAGUCUCUCUCAUGGCAUGCAGCACCUUUCCUCGCUCCAAGAACUCAACAUUUAUGAUUGUGAAAAACUCGAUUUAUCGUUCCAAGAAGACGAUCAUGACAACCAAUGGCGAUUCCUUACGAAACUUCGUGUUCUUAAAAUCAGACAUUUUCUAAAUUUGGUGGAAUUACCCGAGGGGAUUCAACAUGUCACGACUCUGCAAUCUCUCGAGAUUUUUGAUUGUCGGGAUAUGGAGAGUUUGCCGGAAUGGAUUGGAAAUUUCUCUUUGCUCGAAAAGCUUGUAUUAUCUGACUGUCUGAGAUUAAAUCGUUUGCCAUUUGCUAUGCGCAACCUCACACGAUUGAAGGAAUUGAAAAUCCUUCAUUGUCCAACUCUGAAAGAGAGGUGCCUAACAGAUGGCCGUGAAGAUUGGCCAAAGAUUGCGCACAUUCCAGUCAUUGUUUGGGAGGAUGAAUCGUAA